This is a messenger RNA of Suillus plorans, 1086 nucleotides long. RefSeq lists its product as uncharacterized. The record is from RefSeq and is a predicted model, not a curated record. The transcript is spliced from 4 exons. Bases 1 to 834 code for a protein of 277 amino acids. Lineage: Eukaryota; Fungi; Basidiomycota; Agaricomycetes; Boletales; Suillaceae.
AUGGCAGACACAAAGGUUUGGUUUAUUACUGGCGCAUCGUCGGGGUUCGGGAGAUCAAUGACUGAGCUAUUGCUCAACAAGGGCGACAAAGUCAUAGCGACACUUCGCAAUCCUGAUGCUUUAUCAGAUUUAUCAGCACAAUUCUCAUCGUCCCAGCUCUUAGUCAUUCAGCUUGACGUGACGAACAGCGCGGGAGUAUCAGCUGCAUUUGCAAAAGCAAAAGAAGCUUUUGGAAGGAUCGAUGUUGUGUUUAAUAAUGCAGGUCAAAGUGUAAUGGGAGAGCUUGAGUCCGCGAGCGAGGAAGAGGCACGUGCGAUGUUCGAAGUGAAUUUCUGGGGUGCUAUGCAUGUGAGCAAGGAAGCGGUGAAGUUCUUCCGAGAAAUGAACAAGCCAAUUGGUGGGAGACUGCUACAAGUCUCGUCAAGGUUGGGAUUGGUAGGCGGCGCUGCGGCUGCCUUCUACACGCUGGAAGGCCUGAGCGAGUCUUUGGCAAAAGAACUUGAUCCCGCAUGGAAUAUAAAGGUCACAAUAAUCGAGCCAGGUCCAUUCCGUACCAAGAUAUUCAAGGAUAACCUACGCCUAGCUCCCCAGCACCCUGCGUACGACAAUCCUAGCUUGCCCGGUUCCCAGUAUCGACAAUUCGUCGCGUUGGGCAAUAUCGAUGGAGAUGCAGACAAGGCAGUGGUAGCCAUUGAGAAGUUGACCCACCUCGAUGAUGUUCCUAUGCGCCUGCCACUGCACAGAAGGGUCGUUGUUGGAGCAAGGGAAAAAAUCAAGAGCCUGACUGAGGAAGUGGAUAAGUUUGAAAGUUGGUCUGAAGAUCUUUACCAUUAAAAUGCAUGCAUUGUAGUAAGUAGUUUUGCUACUUUUUCGAAUGUGAUCCGUACGCAUUUAUGCAACAAUUUUCCUCUAUGCAGAGACUGCAACCAGGCCUCUUCCUAGUAUGAGUAUAAGCACUUUUAGUAAGUCAUCAGCCUUCCAAACCAGACGUUCAAGGGCCUUAGGGUUCUGAAGCAGAUAAAACACCAGUCACGGUCGGUGCGUCCGCGUGCAGACCGGAUGUGGACAAAGUCUCGGAAAGUGCCG